ACGGACGCUCCAGUGAGCGGUGUGUGAGUGCGAUGUGACUCCGCCCCUUUGCUAAUGAUGAGCAGGGACAGAGCCUGGGAAUAAAGAGGCGCUGCUGCUGCUGCUGCUACAGGGACGCUGCGACCCAACGCCUGCCUCUGGAGCGCAUCCCCCCUGCCUUGGCACCGAGCCCCCCUCCCUUCGUACCUGGCACACCCACACAGGAAUACAGGGCAAGAUGGCAGGGAUCCUAGUUUGGUUCUGGAAUGAGAGAUUUUGGCUGCCUCACAAUGUUACCUGGGCGGAUCUAAAGAGCACCGAGGAAUCCACUUUCCCCCAAGCCGAGGACCUGUACCUGGCCAUCCCACUGGCCUUCUGCAUCUUCUGCAUCCGGCUCUUCUUUGAGAGGUUUAUAGCUAAACCGUGUGCUUUGGCCCUGAAAAUCCAAGCGAGUGGACCGCAGAAGGCUCAGCACAAUGCCAUUCUUGAAAAGGUCUUCACUUCAAUCACAAAGCACCCUGAUGAGAAGCGACUGGAUGGGCUUUCUAAGCAGCUGGACUGGGAUGUGCGUAGUAUACAGCGUUGGUUUCGGCAGAGGAGGAACCAAGAGAAACCGAGUACACUCACGCGCUUCUGUGAGAGCAUGUGGAAGUUUACGUUUAACCUUUACAUAUUUACCUAUGGAGCCAGAUACCUGAAAAAGACUUCGUGGCUUUGGAAUACAAGACAGUGCUGGUACAACUAUCCUUAUCAGCAACUUACCCCUGACUUGCAUUACUACUACCUUGUGGAACUCUCUUUCUACUGGUCCUUGAUGUUUUCUCAGUUCACUGACAUCAAGAGAAAGGACUUUGGCAUCAUGUUUCUUCAUCACCUUGCCACAAUUUCGUUGAUUACGUUUUCAUACGUGAACAACAUGGUGCGAGUAGGUACCCUAGUGAUGGGCCUCCAUGACAUGGCUGAUGUCCUGCUCGAGGCAGCAAAAAUGGCAAAUUAUUCAAAAUGCCAAAAAUUAUGUGACCUUCUGUUCAUCGUGUUUGCUUUAGUGUUUUUAAUUGCAAGACUGGGAGUAUUUCCAUUAUGGAUAUUAAACACAACAUUGUUCGAAAGCUGGGAAAUUGUUGGGCCUUAUCCCUCCUGGUGGGUAUUUAACCUACUGCUGGUGCUCCUACAGUUCCUGCACUUAUUUUGGUCUUAUCUCAUAAUCAAGAUCGCAUGUAAAGCAGUUUGCAAAGGAAAGAUCGGAAAAUGGAAUCCUUUGCAUGUAUCAAAGGAUGACCGUAGUGAUAUUGAGUCCAGCUCAGAUGACGAAGACUCAGUAAGCUGGACCAAACCCUCCCAGAAUCCUUCUUCCAAUGGCAUCAGUUCUAACGGAAUGAAUGGAUAUCUUAUGGGUGCAGCUGUUUCAGAGGAGCACUAGCUCGCCCACUGGGCCCAACCACAGAACAAUAAACUCUUUGCAACCGGAUACGCUCCUACAUAGAUCUCCCGCACCACGAAAUGAAUCUAGAAAAUGCAUUCAACUAGUGCACUGCCGGGUUUUCCUUUUCUUUUAUUUAUUUGGGGUAUUUUUUUUUUUGUGAAUGAUGAAGGAAUAUCUGUCAGUAUGUGUAGGCAUGUGUAUUGUUCCAGCAACUGGCACUAUAGGAUAAGUAUUUUCAUAAGUCUGGAUGUUAUUUAUUUUUAUAUUUGUUUCGGAAAAAAAAUUGUUAAAAAAAAAAAAAGAAAAAUGCACAUUUUUACUUGUUUUAUUUGUUUGCUGAUUGUAAAGCUGAAAUGAUAUGUUUGCAUUUUAUCUUACAGUAUUUGAUAGCCUCUGACAUAUUAGUUUAAAGGGGAAACAAGCUUUAGGGUUACAAUACUGCACAUACAGGAAGUCACACAUAUAAAUCAAAAGGAAUUAAGGAAAGAAGGGAGAGUUGGAUAAUAAAAUGGAGCUGAAAAUUAAAUCAGUUGUUGAUAAUAAUGUAGGGAGGUGUUUUUAAUGGAAAACAUUGGGCAAUCUAAGUUAGCGAGGCUCAUUUAUUGUGCUUAGCUGGCUGUAUGCAUUUCUACAUGGACAAAGUUACAAAAAUAGUUGCAACUGCCUUGUAGAGUAACCCAUGGCAACCAAUUAACAAUUAUUCUAAUUAAAGCAAACCUCUGAUGAGUUAUCCUGAAUUGUUGUACUGCAGAAGAGUAAAGGGAUGAAGCUGACACAUGAAAUACAUGGACAAAAUGGCUGAUUUUGCGCAGUCCACCAUUUUUUUUUUUGCAGUUUGCUCCAUGCCUGGCUCAUUGAAGAAUUUCAGCUGGUCUCUGAGCAGUUUGAGAGCACAAAGACCUGCCUGCAAUUGGCAAUGAAGAGGGCUGGGAGGAGGGAUGCCUAUCCAUCCCCUAACUUGGUGUCAUUUACAUCCAACAGUAGUAGACACAGGAUGCAAAAGGCUUGCUUGUAUCUGCCAUCACUGCACACCGCACCCUGUGCCAUAUUAUUUAUCCAGCACAAGAAUUUCAAGUGCAGUCGGGCCACUGUCACCAGUGCUCUUUUAAAACUAAGGGGACAACUUUUGUGCCCCUUAGUUCUCUUGCACUUCUUUCUAGGAUCACAGUAAAUGUCCCCCUAAAGUGACCUUGUGCAAGGGACAGAGAAGAGGGGAACGUGAUCUCUUUUUUUUAUACUCUUAUAUUUCCACAUACAGAAUAGAUGUUUUGAUGCAAUUAAACAGUAAAUGCCACUUUGGGGUGACAUAGCCAAUCACACCAAAGAGAGAGUUGUUUGAAGGUGUACUUGCCAAACAAUAUAGAAACUGGCAUGUUUAAGGGUAAAAAUGCAGAAAUAUCCUUUAUCUGAGAACAAAGACUUUUACUUGAGGCCUUUAGCAUGUUUGUACAUUCUGAAAGUGGCAAAAUAUGACAUAUACCAAUCCUAAAACGUAUUCUUUUGCUCCCCAUGGCUCUCCAAAAUAUAUAACCCACUCGAUGCAAGAGAAUUCCCCAAUAAGAAUCAUCCUAACCAGCUCUACAUCAGGCAUCUCUCACAUUUCAGCUGUGGAGAAGUGUUUUAGUCAGUGUUUUAGUCCCUCCUCCCCUGCCAGGAUUUCAAUUGGUGCAGAAAGAGAAGAACUGUUUUGCAGCUGGAUGUCGGCAUUUUAUUCAUACCUUCAGAGGAGCAAAUUACAGUUAUAGUUGUAUUAGGGGUUUCUGUGUUGUGUGGGGCUCAUUAACACAUUUUGGCUCGGAAGCUGGAUUUCCCUUUUAAUUAAACCGAGGCUGAACCAGUCCAUUGUUUCUACCUGCUAACUAUUUAGGCCAUGAGAAUAUCUUGUGCCCACUUCACAGUUCAUAAAUGAGCUUUCUAAAUUUUUUUUUUUUGUAAUACCACGGUGGUUAACGGGGACAGAAAUUGACCUGAAUAAUUAAAUGGAAUCUUCCAGUUUUGUUCCAUCCAAAUGUUAAUAUUCUGCAACCUACAGCAUUUUCCAAAAUAACCCCAGGAUUAGAGUGUGCCGAGACCCAUAGACCAGCAGCACCAUUCCAGUAUGAUUUCAGCCUUUUAAAUAAGUAGAAUUCUAUUCCACAUGAACCGUUUAUAGCAAACCUCAUUGCUGUAUCUUUUGGGGAAACAAUUUAUAUAACAAUUGACUUUAAACAAUAGAAUCAGAUACAGAUUUUUCUUUUUCCUGAUUUUGUUGCAGUGUUCUACAAUAAUAUUUCCUUGAUGCUUUAAGACCAUUACUAUGGAAGCUCCAAAGCAGAUUCUGUGGCAGUGAAUUUUGUUUUUUGAACAAUACACUUAAUUUUGUCAAAGUACGCGUAUUAAUAUAUGCAAUAAAUAUAUGAUAUCCGCA
Xenopus tropicalis (tropical clawed frog) is the source of this 3809-nucleotide messenger RNA. RefSeq names its product ceramide synthase 6 (gene cers6). Gene Ontology annotation, cellular component: nucleus; endoplasmic reticulum membrane; membrane. The coding region runs from base 218 to 1399 and encodes 393 amino acids. Lineage: Eukaryota; Metazoa; Chordata; Amphibia; Anura; Pipidae. The record is from RefSeq and is a predicted model, not a curated record. Gene Ontology annotation, molecular function: DNA binding; sphingosine N-acyltransferase activity. The transcript is spliced from 11 exons. Gene Ontology annotation, biological process: sphingolipid metabolic process; ceramide biosynthetic process.